This is a messenger RNA of Asparagus officinalis (garden asparagus), 1834 nucleotides long. Its product is annotated as arogenate dehydratase/prephenate dehydratase 2, chloroplastic-like. NCBI's taxonomy places the organism in Eukaryota, Viridiplantae, Streptophyta, Magnoliopsida, Asparagales, Asparagaceae. Gene Ontology annotation, biological process: L-phenylalanine biosynthetic process. The coding region runs from base 19 to 948 and encodes 309 amino acids. The transcript is spliced from 12 exons. Gene Ontology annotation, cellular component: cytoplasm; chloroplast. The record is from RefSeq and is a predicted model, not a curated record. Gene Ontology annotation, molecular function: prephenate dehydratase activity; arogenate dehydratase activity; chorismate mutase activity.
GCAAAACUGCUCAGUUGAAUGCGAUCUUUAACGGGGCCUUUGACAAGUUCAGAUUUGUCCAAUUCUGGUAAUGGACCUCAGCUCAGAGUUGCUUACCAGGGUCUUCCUGGUGCUUAUAGUGAAUCUGCAGCAGCAAAGGCGUACCCGAACUGUGAGGCGGUUCCCUGCGAACAGUUUGAAAGUGCCUUUGAUGCUGUUGAACGUUGGCUUGUUGAUCGUGCAGUGCUACCAAUAGAAAAUUCAUUAGGUGGUAGCAUACAUCGCAAUUAUGACCUUUUACUUCGCCAUAAAUUACAUAUUGUUGGUGAAGUGAAAUAUGCAGUACGACAUUGUUUACUAGCCAACUAUGGUGUGAAAUUACAAGACCUGAAAAGAGUUCUCAGUCAUCCACAAGCUCUUGCCCAGUGUGAGCACACACUAACGAAGUUGGGAGUUGUUAGAGAAGCUGUUGAUGAUACAGCAGGUGCAGCACAGUUUGUUGCUUCCAACAAGCUUCAAGAUGCAGGGGCAGUUGCAAGUGCAUUAGCCGCUGAGAUCUAUGAUCUGAAUAUUCUUGCCAAUGAUAUUCAGGAUGAUACUGAUAAUGUAACUCGCUUCUUAAUGCUUGCACGAGAACCCAUUAUUCCAGGCAUUGAUAGACCGUUCAAGACAAGCAUAGUUUUCUCCUUAGAAGAAGGGCCUGGUGUUCUUUUCAAGGCACUAGCUGUUUUUGCCAUGAGAGAGAUCAACCUCACAAAGAUCGAAAGUCGACCUCGGAAUAAAAAGCCCUUCCGUAUAGCUGACGAAGGAGUCAAUGGGCCUCUAAAGUACUUUGAUUAUCUCUUCUAUGUUGAUUUUGAAGCAUCAAUGGCUUCACAAAAUGCUCAGAAUGCCCUUAGGCACCUUAAGGAAUUUGCAACAUUCUUGAGAGUUCUAGGAAGCUAUCCAAUGGAUAUAAGCCAGACAUGAAGAUAUUUGCAGGCAUAUCAAAGCAGUGGGACCUACUGUUGAUCGAAUUCUAACGAAAUACGCUCUCUACUGCAGAUGAGAGGAAUAUUAGCAUUUUUAAGGAGUAAUGGCAGAUUGGCGUUUAUGAAUACUAUUAUAACAGUAGGUAACCCUUAGGAAGUAGACCUGUAUUUUUAGCGAUAGCACAACUGUACAAGAGAGAAGGAAGAAAGGGAGUGGCAUAUUCUAUUGUGUACUUAUAUCUGUGUCAUUUAAUGUAGAGUUUGAUCAUUAUCUUGACAGGUUCAGUUUUUCGUUUGAAUUUCAGUUUAAACACGAACAUAUGAAAAUUCCCGCUCGAAUAACUUGGACUGUUGGGCAGAGAAAAAUUUCUGAGAUAGUUGACAAUAUGAAUCUUUAAACAUUUGACAAGCUUGUUAAAAUUCGUAGUAUGAGUAUGUUCAAAUUUACAUUCAGAUACAAAUUUGACACAAACUUCCCUGUAAAUUGAGUUGAGUUGCAAGUCUGAAAAACUUGCUAGGUUAUUUGGUAAUUUUAAUAAUAUUUAAAGUCAAUACUAUCUUACUGCACGGCAUGUUUACCUUCAAUAAAAACCAAGCUCAUUAUAAUUUAUUGUGGUUAAAGCAUAUCCAUCUAUUAAUUGCCUGUUGUAGUUCUACUUUUAUUUUGCUUGCAGAGGGUGAAGAUGGAAAGAGCUGCGUGCAAUUGUUAAGAAAAGGAUAUGUUAGGGCAUUUGAAAUUUUGAAAUGGAUCAUAUAGUUAGGUCAGAGCAGCAGAGGGACGUCAAUUAUCCAGAAUCAUAUCUUUGGUUUGGAAUUUUGACUUUUUUGCUUCUAAAAUGUACAGCACCUUUGCAGAAUGAAGAAGGAAUGGUCCUUUUAUUUUU